AGACCACAAUGUAACAGUUAAUGAAAAUGUGAAGGUGCAUUUAAUCACAAAAGUAAUGCAUGUUAAACGGAAAAACAAAUGGAUAUCAUGCAUUUCUUAAACUGUAAUAGCAAUGAGGGCAUACAAAGGGGUUUUAAGCGUUAAAGUUUAGCUUAUAACAGUUUCCCACUGCCAUCUCUUCUUUCAACCUUUCUGCAUCUGAACCUCUCAUUUCUGACAAUUAUCAGAGAACUUCUUUCUGAUGAAAGAUAAAUGCUCUUCAAUACACAAUUGACAGUACAUGCAUUUAGCAGAACAAGAAAUUAUAAUGAUGAAAGACUGGUAAUACAUAUGAAGUACGAAGUAUUAAAUACAGAGUAUUGAUUAUUUCCCGCGUCAUAGAUUAUAUCGAACCGUUAUAAUAAAUCCAAUGACGAGUCGUGUAACUGUCAAAGUUUAUAAUCUGAACCUGAUGCACCACCUGUAAACAAUAACAGGAAGCAAAGCAGCUUCUUUCUAACCACCACAAGUCACAACAUAAGUCAAUUCCCUCUAGUAACAAACUACACCGACAAAUUUCAAGAAUUCCCUCUUAUUGGGCUUUUUCUUCUACCAUUUUUUCAUCAAAGGAAAGAAAAAUAAAAAUACAAAAAAAAGGGCAGGGAAAUUCUUCUAUCAUCAGCCUAUUUCAAUUUUCAAUAAGCACAGUCUAACCCCAGCAGCACAUCCAGCGUUUUAACAUUGAAAAGGGUGCACAUAGGACUAAACCCACAUGAUACACAAGGCUACCUUUUGGCUUCUCUUCAUUAAACUACUACAAUACUUCCUAGCCAUUGAUGCUGAAAUUCCGGCGGUCAUAGUCUUUGGGGACUCCUCUGUUGAUACAGGGAACAACAAUGAGCUCUCCACAAUUUUGAGGAGCAACUUUGAACCAUAUGGUCGUGAUUUUUUUGGAGGCGAACCCACUGGGAGAUUUUCCAAUGGUCGUCUCCCAUCAGAUUUCAUCUCUGAGGCAUUUGGGCUGAAACCAGUAGUCCCUGCCUUCUUGAAUCCUAAUUACAACAUAGAUGAUUUUGCUACAGGAGUUUGUUUUGCAUCAGCAGGAACAGGGUAUGAUAACGCUACGUCUGAUACGCUAGUAAGUCUUCUAACUACCAAAAAAAAAAAAAAAAAGCAAACAUUCUACUAUAGCUAGAAAUUCUUGAUUCAUAAAGUGUUGAACCUUCUAAUGUGCCUAAAUUUGGUGUUCUUGUUCCAAGAGUUCUAACACUUCUAAGUCUUACCUAUAUAAGGAUGUAAAAAGCUAACAUAUUGUGCAUAAUUAUAAAAUGCAGUCUGUUCUCCCACUAUGGAAGGAAGUAGAGUAUUAUAAGCAAUACCAGCAGCAGCUGAGGGACUAUGUUGGUGAUGAGAGAGCUAACACAAUUCUUGAAGAAGCAGUAUACCUAAUAAGUAUUGGAACCAAUGAUUUCUUAGAGAACUACUAUGCACGCCAUAAAAGACGAUUGGAAUUUAGUAUUGAAGAGUACCAAUAUUUCCUCAUUGGGAUUGCUAAUGACUUCAUUAAAGAACUAUAUAAUCUUGGAGCUCGUAGAAUAUCACUCGGUGGCCUACCUCCGAUGGGAUGUUUGCCAUUGGAAAGAACCAGAAACAUCAUGUUUAAGCGUCAAUGCAUAGAAGAAUACAACCAGGUAGCUAGAGAAUUUAAUAUGAAAUUGGCAAAUUUGGUCGACAGGCUAAACACAGAGCUGAAGGGAAUACAGCUAUUAUUAUCAAACCCUUACGACAUUCUCUUAGAGAUGAUUCAAAAGCCAUCUUCUUUCGGUAAGAUAUUUUCACUUAAAACUGAAAGGGCCCAGCCUGAAAAGUGUGAAGAAAUGCAACAAACAUUUUCAGUCACAUGAUAUAUCAUGCUAUUUACCCUUUCAGAUACCAACUAAUGUUUUGCAACAGCUAGCUGGCUUUAAACUCAGCCAUUGGGCAGUUAAAUCCUUAAAAUCAUACAUAGCACAACAUAAUGCAUUAAAUUUCAAGCUUCAUGGCUCACAUUUUUCAUGAAAUCAUCUUGCACUUCAUGCAAAAAUUACUUUUCUGUUUAAACCAAACAAAAAUUUAUAACCUUUCUUUUUAAGUAAACUUGCAAGAAAAUACCCUUAUCGGGCCUUAUAUAUACUAUAAGUCAAUUCUUGGAAUGAGUAAAUAAAAUGUAACUUUACAACUGUUUUAUUAUAAAAUUUAUUUUUAGGAGAAUACAAAUACGAGUAGUUAUUAUUUAUUUGCUAUGAAAAUUAUAAAGCAUUAUCAUACUAAUCUCCGUCCCAUAUUAUAGUGCCUAUUUCAUUUUUCAUGGUCAAACUUCAAAAACUUUGACUAAAAAUUCUCAUCAAUAUACACAAAAAGAUAUAAUCAUCUGAGAUAUGUUGUUGGAUUCAUCUCAAUGUGUAGUUUUAUAAUAAAUAAUUUAAAUUUCUAUUAAUACUUAAUAAAAGGCAUCGAUGGACAAAUGUACGUCUUGAAGAUCGUGCAAAAUAAAAUAGGCACUACAUUUUUGGACAGAGGGAGUAUUUAUAACUGCCAACACAUUCAAGUAAUUAAUGUAUAUGGAUGCUUAAUUUCUUAUUUUCAGGAUUUGACAAUGCAGACAUAGGAUGUUGUGCCACUGGAUAUCUUGAGAUGGGUUAUAUGUGCGAUCAACUCAACCCAUUCACAUGUAAAGAUGCUGAUAAAUAUGUAUUUUGGGAUGCUUUCCAUCCCACUGAAAGAACAAAUGGUCUUGUAGCUGCUCAUCUGAUGAAGAAAUGGUCAACCAAGUUUCUAUAAUUGACAACAAGGUAUAUGAUCCCCUCCUACAAUGCAAUGAGGCAUCAUGUGCAAUUGUGCAUACCACAUUACAUCAGAGUAAGACUGUAUAAUAUAAUUUUCAUCAGACACCUUAAUCCUUAGUUCCUUACUCCUUAGAGUAAAUAAUCCUGUUAAUUCAUUGUCUAAGAUCCUGAAACAGAAUCUAAUUGCAAAAAAAAAUAAAAAAUAAAGAAAAGAGAGAGAGAGAGAGAGAGAGAGAGAGAGAGAGAGAGAGAGAGAGAGAGAGAGAGAUGCCUCCUAUUUCAUUUCCACGCUUCCCAACUUUGACAAGCAAAAUGAUAAAAUAAGUUUCUACUUAUUCUGUAGAUUUAUGUUGAUUGCAGGUUGGCAAGAACUUUCAUAUGCAGUUAACAGAAUGUAAAGCAGAAAAACAAGAGCCUAAUUAUGAUAUAGUAUUGCAACAACUAGCAGAGGAUGGCAUGAACCUUGAAUACAGAG
Chenopodium quinoa (quinoa) is the source of this 3279-nucleotide messenger RNA. RefSeq names its product GDSL esterase/lipase At4g26790-like. Bases 1308 to 1883 code for a protein of 191 amino acids. Gene Ontology annotation, molecular function: hydrolase activity, acting on ester bonds. The record is from RefSeq and is a predicted model, not a curated record. The transcript has a single exon. Lineage: Eukaryota; Viridiplantae; Streptophyta; Magnoliopsida; Caryophyllales; Amaranthaceae.